GUCCAACGUCUAUUAGGGAUCAGUUCGCAUCUCUCCGCGACAUAAAGAUCGAAUAUAACUCGCCAUGAACUCCGUGGCUUCCAAACGACUCUUUCAGGAGUACAAAGCUCUCACCGUAGACCCGCCCGAAGGCAUCACCGCUGGACCCGUCAACGAAGAUGAUCUCUUCGUCUGGGAAGCAAUAAUCCAAGGCCCGGAAGGGACACCUUUCGAAGGCGGUGUCUUUCCAGCAGAGCUCAAGUUCCCCAAGGACUACCCUCUUAUGCCGCCGACCAUGAAAUUCACUUGCGAUCUAUGGCAUCCAAAUGUCUACCCCAACGGCGUAGUCUGUAUCUCUAUCCUGCACCCUCCUGGUGACGACCCGAACCACUACGAAUCCGCCUCAGAACGAUGGAGUCCCAUACAAAGCGUAGAGAAGAUCUUGAUAUCUGUCAUGAGCAUGAUUGCGGAGCCAAAUGACGAGUCACCAGCGAAUAUUGAUGCGGCGAAGAUGUGGCGAGAGCGGAGACCGGAGUUCGAAGAAAGGGUCAGGCGAGACGUGAGAAGGAGUUUAGGUUUGUGAUACGAGUGUCGGAAUACCACAAGAGACGUUAUGUACAUGUUUGAGCGAGGCGCAUGGGACUGGAAAGAAAGCAUGGAAUAUGCUA
Molecule: messenger RNA, 647 nt
Organism: Cercospora beticola
Lineage: Eukaryota; Fungi; Ascomycota; Dothideomycetes; Mycosphaerellales; Mycosphaerellaceae
Gene: UBC7
Product: E2 ubiquitin-conjugating protein UBC7
Cellular component (GO): cytosol; endoplasmic reticulum
Source: RefSeq, a predicted model, not a curated record